UUUCUGGGGAGUGACAAUAUGGCCGACCGGUGGCUUCAGAGCCUCUCACUUACCAAUACAUCAGCAAUCCAGGAUGUAUCAGGGGAGAUUGUAGGAGAGAGUGCGGGGCGUAGCGGCAAAGAGGGUGUUUUCGUUUGGCUGUAACAUGAUACCAGUAACGGGAACACAGCUAUGGGACAGUAGACAGAUCCUUGAUUUCAGGCACUUCGGCGGUAUCUGGCUCACUGCUGAGGCGACUCUUAUCUAAAAAGCAUGGGUGGCACAGAAUAAAGGAAUGAAGGCAAAUUACUUUGAAAAAAUUCGUUAAAAUAGCAGCAGAAAUUGACAGAGAAGAGCGCAGGCUACAUAGCCUAGGGCUAUCAUAAUAGCCUAGUAAACCGUUUUGCAUAGAGAUACAUUCACCGUCAACAGCAUUAUGAAGAAGGUGAUAUAUGGCGUUUAUUUUUGUGUUGUGUCUACGUUCCUACAUUGUCUAAGAUGACACAGUGACACCGCGUUCACAGCAACAUUUGUAGCCGCAUAAGAACAUUUGAAAGAAUCACAUCAUCGCGGACCUCAUCUUGGAGGAUUGGCCUAUUUUUACGGUAGGGCGGGGGUGAAAAAUCCAGCAGUACGCUAGUUGAAGUUGACCCCUCAAAAUACCGGGAACAUUUUCAAUUGAAUGUAUUGCCCAUUUAACUCAAACAAAAGGAUGAAUUCGAUGGUCUUUGCUGAGGCUUCGCCAUCUUCGGGUGCCGCUGCGUUCCCAGUUGGAGCGCCAGCCUCUGGUGCUAGGGUGUCUAGUGCCCUACGGAACGAUUUUGGUUCCAACAUUCAUGCCAUGAAAAUCCUUAACCUGCGAUUUCGAUGUUUCCUAGCUAAAGUUCAUGAAUUGGAGCGUAGAAACAAGUUGUUAGAAAAUCAACUACAGCAAGCACUAGAGCAAUCCCGCUACAGAGCCUACAUUAGCCGAGCAACCCAAACGGGCUAUUUGGACCUUUCUCUGGCUCUGUCCCGGCCACGGGUACCCGGUACGAUAUGGAGCUUUACCCACACAAGGAGGUUUGGGGACCGACUCGAGACUCUCCACAGCCCCGGGGUGUCAUGGAUGCAGCCGGAUGGUGUUGGAGUUCAAGUCGACACCGUCACCCCUGAACUGCGAGCCCUUUACAAUGUGUUGGCUAAAUUCAAAAGAGAUAGAGACGAGUACAGAAAAAAAUGGGAGGAGGAGCUGUCUAAGCGCCAGCAGAUGGAGGCCAUGGUGGAGACACUACAGGAGAGUGCCCAGGAGUCUGAAGUGGUUCAGGGGGAGCUCACUGUGACGGUGGAGAGACUCAAGACAGAGCUGGUGGUCUUCAAGAGCCUCAUGACCGACAAUGAACACCCAACCAACUUUAAAUUAUGCGGACUGGUUCAACUCACUGAAAUGUCAGACUUGGACACUGCGAUCCAGGAGAAGGCCAUGAAGGUGGACAUGGACAUCUGCAGACGCAUUGACAUCACGGCCAAACUUUGUGACGUGGCUCAGCAACGCAACUCAGAAGACAUGAGCAAGAUGUUCAACAUGAGCCCACACAUGAGCCCCUCCAGAGCACCCCCAGAGAGCAAGGGGGCUGCAUCUUGCAGGAGGAAAGAGUGUAAGGCUGUGAAUGAGGAGAGGAGUCCUGAGAUUGAAGCUGAGUCUGGUGCUGGGGAGGAGGAUGAAGAGGAGGAGAAGGAGAAGGUCGUAGAGGCACUCAACAUCACAGACGAGAUGAAACGCAUGCUCAAUCAGCUAACUUGCUCAGAUGAUAAUUCCUUUGUCACCAGGAGGGAGACGUUUGACUUUGAUGACGACUGUGACAGCCUGGCUUGGGAGGAGAAUGAGGAGACACUGCUCCUCUGGGAGGACUUUGCCAACUACAACACCCCCUGUGCUGCAGCCAGUGCUACUGCAGGUGCCUGCACUGCAGCAGAAGGACAGGGGGAGGGCCCUGGGCAGGCCUCUCAGGAUGGCAGUUUGGGCAGCCUGAUCGAUGAGACCGAGAUGCUUUUCCAGAACCGAGAGAAGGAGUACCAGGAGACCAUGGGGCAAAUAGAGUAUGAGUUGGCUACAGCUAAGAGUGAUAUGAACCGUCACCUAAAGGAGUACAUGGAGAUGUGUUCUAUGAAGAGAGGCCUGGAUGUGCAGAUGGAGACCUGCAGGAGACUCAUCAAGGGCUCAGGGGGCACCGGCAGGAACUCUCCAUCGUUCAGCUCGGUAGCAAGCAGUGACUCAGGGAACAGUGAUGAGAUCCAGGAGGAGCUGGAGAAGGACGGAGAGGCAGUAGGAGGGGUCAGCUGAUAACUGACCCUUGACCCUCCGGCCCCUGGCUACACCAUCACCUGACAAGGAGAAGAUGAUGGAGGAAAUGCCAUUGUUCCUCAAUGCUGUGAUCCCCCUUUUCUUCAGCAGGUUUCCAGUUGAUCUAGGAGGAGUCCUGUGGAAACUAUUGGUGCUUCACCGUUUUACCCAUAUAUGGAUGAACUUGUAUUCCACAACAAGGUGCAGUGUUGGUUCCUCCUCACUGCUCCUCAUUGGCCUACUACUGAUCAGAGCGGUCACCCCUACUCAACACAAGUAUCUACACACACACUCAACUUACUGUACACCUAUGGUCAUUUUACUGUGUAUUCACCCCAGUAUUCAUCCUAACCAUGUUAAGAUAAAGGAAACCGGACAUAUUCAGCCAUUAGUGGUCUAGCAAAGCAUUCAGUGGUCCAUAUGAUAUAUUUAAGCAAUUAGGCCCGAGGGGGUGUGGUAUAUGGGUAAUUUUUUACAGCUAAGGGCUGCUCUUAAGCACGGCGCAACGCGGAGUGCCUGGAUACAGCCCUUAGCCGUGGUAUAUUGGCCAUAUACCACAAACCCCGAGGUGCCUUAUU
Messenger RNA from Coregonus clupeaformis (lake whitefish), 2880 nucleotides. Its product is annotated as intermediate filament family orphan 2-like. The record is from RefSeq and is a predicted model, not a curated record. The coding region runs from base 662 to 2302 and encodes 546 amino acids. The transcript has 10 exons. NCBI's taxonomy places the organism in Eukaryota, Metazoa, Chordata, Actinopteri, Salmoniformes, Salmonidae.